AUGAGAUUCACUGCCGCAAAGUCCAGCCAAGUGGGUGACAUCCCUAAAGAAAACCAAAGGAUGGCCGGUCCAAAUUGGCAAUUGCCUCAUGCAAAAGAUCAAGUUACCUUCUUAGACCACGACUGCGUGAUAGAUGCAGAAGGGUAUCCACUAUGCCCAAACAACAACACCACCUACGUCUUACUACCGGACGUCAAAAUAAAGAAUUUUGGGAAGGUGGGUUUCUCCAAGACAACUAGUUAUGGAACGACCACCAACAAGAAAUGGAAGACAAUCCGUGUAUACUGCCUGGGUGUACUAGUCUGUGAUCAAGAAGAUUGUGAUUAUGCUGGUCCCCCACCCACCGGCGCUGGCAAAAUAGAUGAGUAUCUUGCAACGGAUCCAAUUUGUGAAGGAUCCAGAUGUCAAGGGAAGGUUCACUGGCAGGAGUGCAACGAUACCCACUUGCGGUUUGACACUGAAGUCGCAACGGGAUGGAGGCUCCUUCGACACAAAGGUUUCCAUAACCACCGAUGGCCAGACCUGAAGAAGCCCGACCCCCUUGCCAUGGAGGUCUUGAAGAAGGAAGUUGCCAAAAACCCCAAGGCAGGGACCCUACAACUGAAGGUUGGCAACCCCAAUGACGCUCACAAGCCCGAAGGCACAGUGGAAGAUAUCCAUGUAUCUCUUGGCAAUUUGGAUCGGUUCCGACACUAUCGGCGUGAAAUCCUUCGACAGCUGAACUUGGCACCCGAGAAGAUGGGAGGUGGCAGCGGUGAUAAGUUCAUGCACGACAUGUUCACCUGGGAACAGUUGAGUUGUCCUGGCAUUGAUUCAACCUUUUAUAAAACCCAUCCAAGCUAA
This is a messenger RNA of Puccinia graminis f. sp. tritici CRL 75-36-700-3, 843 nucleotides long. RefSeq lists its product as uncharacterized. The transcript has 3 exons. Lineage: Eukaryota; Fungi; Basidiomycota; Pucciniomycetes; Pucciniales; Pucciniaceae. The record is from RefSeq and is a predicted model, not a curated record. Bases 1 to 843 code for a protein of 280 amino acids.